CCGCCCGUCAGCUCGGCCGGAGCCCGGGGCGGCUCGGGAAGCAGCAGCGCCCGGGGCGGGCGGGUGGCCCGGGCGGAAUGGCGAGAGCGCCGUGCCGUCCGCACCCCUGGAGCUGGUGCUGCACUGGAUGGUGUCGUGCCCUGGCUUGGGCAGCGUCGUGCGGCUCCUGGAUGGGUUGGAGCUGCCCGACGGCUUCGCGCUGGUCAUGGAGCGUGCGGAGCGCUGCCGCGACCUGUGGCACUUGCUGGAGGCGGGCGGGUCCCUGCCAGAGCCCGUGGCGCGGGGGCUGUUCCGCCAGGUGCUGCAGGCCGUGCAGCACUGCACCAGCCGCGGUGUCCUGCACCGCCGCAUCAAGGCCGAGAACGUCCUCGUUGACCUGGCCAGCGGCGAGGCGAAGCUCAUCGAUUUCGGCUGUGGCACGAUCCUCCAGGACACCUUCUACACCUGGAUGGCAGGAAGGCGAGAGUAUUACCUGCUGGAGUGGAUCCUCUUGGGCUGCUACCACGGCCAGCCAGCCACCAUCUGGUCCCUGGGACCUUCACAUCAGCUGGUGUGGAGGCACCUUCCUUUCAAAACCAGAGAGGGCAUCGUACAAGGCCAGCUCUUCUUCCCGCCCCGGGUGUCUCAAGAGUGCCAGCACCUCAUCAGGUGGUGUUUAUACAUGGAGCCUGCAGACAGGCCAUGCCCGGAAGACCUUGUAGAGCAUUCUUGGCUGCAGAUGCCCCACGUGGUGCAGGAGACAGCAGAGAUCCAUCCCUGUGCACAGUUGGAUCCAGGAGCCCAGCAAGGUCCAGCUGCUGGCGUCUCGUGGUGCUCAGAGAAAUGCCCAGAGCGUUUCCCUGCGGCCGUGGCGUGGAGCAGAGAGCGCGGCCCAGGAGAUGCUUCCGCGGGUCCCCGGCGAGUGGUGGAGGGAGCGGCUCAGGGCUCCCCGUCCUAUUGGAGAAGUCGUGGCACAGGGCGGUGAAGUUGCCCCGGAGUGGAAAAGGGGAAACAUCCCCCUGCAGCUCAAUGGCAUCGCGAUGUCCCCGCAAGCCGAGGCACAGCUGGCGUGUUCUUGUGGAGCACGAUGCGGAGCCGGAGAACGCCAUCCUCGAGCUGGCCGCUGGCGGAGCGAAGCCGAUGGGCUUUGGUUGCGGCCCCUUCCUGGAGGACACGCUCUGCACCCUGGGGAAAUCAAGAUGAGUCCCCAGCCGGCGCAGGGGCGGGGGGAUGCUCGUGCUUCCAGGCACGGCAGGGCUCGGCCUGGCCACGCGCCGCACGUUCCCCGCUCGGCGGCAAUGGGGAAUAUCGAUGUCUCCGCCGCCCGCCCAGCUGCUUUUUGGCGGGACAGGGGACGGGUGUUGUGGAAAGGGAGCCGGCUCCUGGCCUCUCUGACAGCUUCUGCCAGCAUGCCUGCCACGGGCUGGUGUGGGGGCAGCCAGCCUGAGCAAAGCAUCCAUCUGUGUGGAUGGUGAGCGGCAGAGGGGGACGGGUUCUGGAGCCAGGCCCCGGCUGCUCUGCUUUGCAGGCCCUUGAGGAAGGGAUGGGCUUAGGGGUGGGAAGGGUGGGGUUUUUCCCUACCCAUGGAGAGGUUUCAUUAUCGCAUGGAGUGGUCAGACCCUCCCUAAGCCUGUGAAACGGUGAUAACCUUUGGCACUUUUUCUUGUUUCCAGAUCUUGUUUGGAAUUGACUUUCAUGCAAUUGUUCUUUUGUAUUUUCCAGGAAGAUUGCACCUGGUGCCCGGACGGGGUGGGGAAGUGCCGGCACCAUCCAUGGAGUCCAUCUAGUGCCGGCACUCCCCCAGGGGACCACGGUGUGCGGGGACAUCCCCUUCAGGAAGGACGAGGACCUUGUGUGGGAUCAGCUCCUCUCCUGGCAGCAGAUCUCCAGAGGUGGGUACCCAGUUCCACAGCACAGGUGGCAAGGAGUGCUUGGGGCAGAGGGCAGCGGGUACAUGAGAGUCUCACUCUUGCAGCUGCUGAGGAGGUUGCUGUGCCAUGCUUAAUCAGAAGAGGUGGAGUGUGGCCUGCCAUGCUGCUCUCCUCUAAAAAUGGGAGCAUGGGUCGGGAGGUUUGGGCUCUGAGCACAGGCAGCAGCUCGGCCCACGCACAGGCCGUGGUGGGACACAGGGGACAGGAGCCUGCUCUGACUGACCGUGGCUUUCUGGUUUCUCUGCCCAGACUACCAGCACCUCAUGCCAUGGAAACGGCACCGCUUGGCCGGCCAGUCUGGGAGGGCUGGAGGGUGGCGGGUGUUCACUUUCUGUCAAAAAUAAACCUUUUUCUUGUUAUUAUCAUCAUCACUGGAGUGUUUCUUUCAUCCUUUUCCAAGCUUUUGGCCUCCCUUCUUCCAGAGAAA
Messenger RNA from Oenanthe melanoleuca, 2337 nucleotides. Its product is annotated as serine/threonine-protein kinase pim-1-like. Gene Ontology annotation, biological process: protein autophosphorylation; negative regulation of apoptotic process; regulation of mitotic cell cycle. Gene Ontology annotation, cellular component: cytoplasm. The coding region runs from base 128 to 964 and encodes 278 amino acids. NCBI's taxonomy places the organism in Eukaryota, Metazoa, Chordata, Aves, Passeriformes, Muscicapidae. Gene Ontology annotation, molecular function: ATP binding; protein serine/threonine kinase activity. The record is from RefSeq and is a predicted model, not a curated record. The transcript has 3 exons.